This is a messenger RNA of Mercurialis annua (annual mercury), 1289 nucleotides long. RefSeq names its product GDSL esterase/lipase At5g33370-like. The transcript is spliced from 5 exons. Lineage: Eukaryota; Viridiplantae; Streptophyta; Magnoliopsida; Malpighiales; Euphorbiaceae. The coding region runs from base 56 to 1156 and encodes 366 amino acids. Gene Ontology annotation, molecular function: hydrolase activity, acting on ester bonds. The record is from RefSeq and is a predicted model, not a curated record.
AAAUCCACUCAACAAAUUUAGUCAUAGCUUAGUGUACAAACAUUAAUUUGCUACCAUGGCUAAUUCAACUAUUCAUACAUCUUCAAUAAUAUUAGCUCUAGCAAUUGUCUUAGCUGCUCUUGCAACUCAAUCUGAGGCUAGAGCAUUUUUUGUUUUUGGAGAUUCACUAGUUGACAAUGGCAAUAACAAUUACUUAGCCACCACGGCACGUGCAGACUCGCCACCCUACGGCAUUGAUUUUCCUACUCAUCGACCGACCGGCCGGUUCUCUAACGGACUUAACAUUCCCGACUUUAUCGGUCAAGCAAUUGGAUCAGAUUUUCUAUUGCCAUACUUAAAUCCAGAGCUUAACGGAGAGAACCUGCUUAACGGUGCAAAUUUUGCUUCUGCUGGAAUUGGAAUCCUCAAUGAUACCGGAGUUCAGUUUGCAAAUAUAAUUAGAAUGUUUCAGCAAUAUCAGUAUUUUGAGCAAUAUCAAAGGAGAGUGGCUGCUCUAAUUGGACCUGAAAGGACCCAACAACUAGUUAAUAGUGCACUUGUCCUCAUAACUGUCGGUGGCAACGAUUUUGUGAACAAUUACUAUUUAGUACCUUUCUCUGCAAGAUCUCGUCAAUUUUCUCUUCCAGAUUAUGUUGUGUAUCUAAUUUCUGAGUACAAAAAACUUCUUAUGAGGCUAUAUGAUCUUGGGGCUCGGAGAGUUCUCGUAACAGGGACCGGUCCCUUGGGCUGUGUUCCGGCGGUAUUGGCGAUGAGGAGCACAAACGGGCAGUGCUCGGCCGAGUUGCAGCAAGCUGCGGGCUUGUUCAAUCCUCAACUCACUCAAAUGCUUAAUCAACUCAAUAGCCAAUACGGUUCAGAUAUAUUCAUUGCUGCUAAUACUGGCCGAAUGACUGCAGAUUUCGUCAAUAAUCCUGGAGCAUUCGGAUUUGUAACAUCAAAGAUAGCAUGUUGUGGACAAGGACCAUAUAAUGGUCUAGGACUAUGCACACCUCUCUCAAACUUAUGCCCUAAUAGAGAAAUAUAUGCAUUUUGGGAUCCAUUUCAUCCAUCAGAAAGGGCUAACAGAUACAUUGUUCAACAGAUCUUGAGGGGCUCUACUGACUAUAUGAGCCCCAUGAAUCUUACCACUAUUAUGGCCUUGGACUCGAGGACUUAGUUGCCAAAAAAAAUAUGAUGUGGAGUGUAUUUAUAAUUAAGCAUAAAUACAUUACUGUUUAUUGUUUUGAAGUUCAGUUCCCAUGUUCUUUUUGAUUGAAUUGUCAAGUUAAUACAUGUUGUAUUUCUAUGUA